This is a messenger RNA of Cladophialophora psammophila CBS 110553, 954 nucleotides long. RefSeq lists its product as uncharacterized. The coding region runs from base 1 to 954 and encodes 317 amino acids. The record is from RefSeq and is a predicted model, not a curated record. The transcript has a single exon. NCBI's taxonomy places the organism in Eukaryota, Fungi, Ascomycota, Eurotiomycetes, Chaetothyriales, Herpotrichiellaceae.
AUGUCGCCGGACGACACUUCGCUGACUCGGUCUAUGGACGACCUGGCUAUUUCCUCAAGAAACCGGUCCGAUUCCCUCUUCACCACCUACCAGCCAGCCAGCGUCAAAAUGUACGGAAGAAUCUUUGCGUCGACGAUAUAUGACGGAGGCCAUUGUUACUACCUUCCCGUCGAUGACGAGGAACGGUAUCGUCAAGAACUCUGUAACUCUAUGUGGAUCGAAGUCGGUGGACAUAUUCUGGGGUCUCUAAAAGAUAUCCGACCGGGCAUCUUUCUCGACCUUGGAGCGGGAUGGGGUAUCUGGGUGCAGGAAGUAUCUUCAUUGAUUCCUGGCCGCCAAGUCGUUGGUUUGGACAUUCACUACGACGCCACUGGAUUCUAUACUUUCGAAAAUUGUUCCUUCGAGGCGGACAAUUAUGAAGAUCCCUGGGUCUCCCGUGAUCAGCCCGUAGCCCUAGUCCAUUUACGCGACUCUUACUUCUCUCUUCGACAGCCGCGAGAGUUAGCCAAGAACGUCUUCGAAGGGCUAUGCGACGGGGGCUGGUUUCAGAAUGAGGAAAUGCGUCUGGAGAACUGGACUAGUGAAAGCCCCAAGUUCAACGAUUGGCGACUACGUACCAUGGAGGCUGCUCGCCGCCUAGGAGUCCCACUCCAUUCUGCGCAGGAUAUCGAAACCUCAUUCCGGGAGGCGGGUUUUGGUGAAGGCUGGAAGGAGAAAUUCUGUUUGGAAGCAUCAGGGGAGACAGCUAUGAGCCAAAAACUGCUCGAGGUCGUGAAACUCACAGUAAAGGCGAGCGUCCGGAUCUUGGUGGAAGGGGGCUCAUGCGGGAGUACGGAUGUAUGUGACUUUGUGGAGGAUGUGGUAAAGGAACUAGAAGAAGGAGACCAUCGAAUCACCGUUGAAGCAGAAGUGUACACAGCGAGGAAGCCGGACUUCGAGGGUUCCCCUCAUUAG